Penicillium macrosclerotiorum is the source of this 1500-nucleotide messenger RNA. It is a transcript of the gene ddiA, whose product is annotated as putative DNA damage-inducible v-SNARE binding protein Ddi1. Lineage: Eukaryota; Fungi; Ascomycota; Eurotiomycetes; Eurotiales; Aspergillaceae. Gene Ontology annotation, molecular function: protein binding; aspartic-type endopeptidase activity. The transcript has 4 exons. Bases 1 to 1500 code for a protein of 499 amino acids. Gene Ontology annotation, biological process: proteolysis. The record is from RefSeq and is a predicted model, not a curated record.
AUGCCGAAUGGGGCCAACUCUGUGCGGCUCCUCCCAACCGCUUCACCCCCAGUCAUCCCGAGCUCGAUGCUGCGCAGUUUCUUUGAGCGUGUUGCCAGGAGGGAGGGGGGAGGGAGCAUUUGCCAUGAUAGCUGCUGGUACCAUUACGGCUGCGAUAUCUUCGAGGCGUUGCGCGGGCGUAUCACCGUCAGUGUCAUCCGCCCCGAGCAGGCGGAUUCCGACAUCAUCAACCUCGAAGUCGGCGGGGACAUGACCGUGGAACUGCUCAAGGCCAUCGUCGAAAGCGAAACUGACAUUCCUCCCGAGGCCCAGCAGCUGGUCUUCAACAAUCAACUCCUCCAGAACCCAGCACAAUCCCUAGACCAAGUGGGCAUCGGAGAAGGCGAUAUGCUCGGUGUCCACGUCACCUUGCGGACCGGCGCUCCGCCCCCCGCUACAUCCGCACCUUCGGCCGGCCCCAGUGCGGCACCGCGUCCGAACGUCCAAGCUCGACCUGGGAUGCCGGACCCUGAGACCAUUCGGCUACAUAUUCUCGGCGACCCACGCGUGCGGGAAGCCGUACGGAGACAGAACCCAGAGCUGGCUGCGGCGGCCGAUAAUGCACAGCAAUUUCGCAACGUACUCCUCUCCCAGCAACAACGGGAGGCGCGGCAGGAGGCAGAGAAAGAGGCCCGGAUUGCUAUGCUGAACGCGGACCCGUUCAACCCAGAAAAUCAGCGCGAGAUUGAAGAGAUUAUUCGCCAGAAUGCGGUCACAGAGAACCUCCAUAAUGCGAUGGAGCAUCAUCCUGAAUCCUUCGGUCGCGUUACAAUGCUCUACAUCCCCGUCGAGGUCAACGGUCACCGCCUCAACGCCUUUGUCGAUUCCGGUGCUCAGGUGACGAUCAUGUCGCCCGAGUGUGCCGUGGCCUGUAACAUCAUGCGUCUGGUCGACCGUCGCUAUGGGGGUAUUGCUAAGGGUGUAGGAACCGCUCCUAUCCUGGGACGGGUUCAUUCGGCGCAGAUCAAGAUCGGGGAAAUGUUCCUCCCCUGCUCAUUCACCGUGAUGGAGGGGAAGCAGAUUGACCUCUUGCUAGGGCUAGACAUGUUGCGGCGACACCAGGCGUGUAUUGACCUGAAGCAGGGUGCCCUGGUCAUCCAGGACCAAGCGGUACCCUUUCUCGGAGAGGCUGAUAUUCCCAAGCAUCUAACUGAGGAGUUUGAAGAUGAGCCAACCGUCAAGGGUGCGGAUGGUGCCGAGGUCGGUGCGCGGACCGGUGCAGUCACCCACCAGGCUGGCGGAACUGGAGCCGGCCAAUCCAGCGCAGCAACACAGUCGCAACAAACUGCACAGGGGGCGCCCAAGAUCAAUAUUCACCCUGUGCCGACGCCCCCCGCCUCCCGCUGGCCCGCCGCCGCAAUCGCCAAAAUCACGGAGCUGGGCUUCUCCCGCGACCAGGCCGUUCGCGCACUCGACGCGGCUAAUGGGGACCUCAACCGGGCCAUCGGGUUCUUGCUUUAA